AUGAACAAGAGAAUUAAUUAUUUCAGCCUAGUUCAUUUUGUUGCUUUCUUGAUUGUUGUUUCAUUGGCUUGUAGUAACACAUUAAUGGUGGAGGCUGAAAAGUACAAGCCAAAUGAUGGCAUAAAGGCAAUGCUAACAAUCAAUGACUUUGAGAAAGGCGGUUCAGGUGGCGGUCCAUCAGAAUGUAGUGGCAAAUAUUACGAUAACUCGAUUCCAGUGGUGGCUUUAUCCACUGGAUGUUACAGCAAAGGGAGAUGUUGUUUUGAAAAUAUUACUAUAUCUAUGCAAAUAAUGGGAUGA
Messenger RNA from Lycium barbarum (goji berry), 300 nucleotides. Its product is annotated as putative ripening-related protein 2. Lineage: Eukaryota; Viridiplantae; Streptophyta; Magnoliopsida; Solanales; Solanaceae. Bases 1 to 300 code for a protein of 99 amino acids. The transcript has a single exon. The record is from RefSeq and is a predicted model, not a curated record.